Messenger RNA from Lindgomyces ingoldianus, 869 nucleotides. RefSeq names its product necrosis-and ethylene-inducing protein-like protein 1 precursor. The record is from RefSeq and is a predicted model, not a curated record. Bases 153 to 869 code for a protein of 238 amino acids. Lineage: Eukaryota; Fungi; Ascomycota; Dothideomycetes; Pleosporales; Lindgomycetaceae. The transcript has 2 exons.
UCGUACUUCAGGUUGGCUACUCCAAAACCGCCCUUCCUCGAUGGAGACUACCGACCUAAAUCGAGGAGGUAUGCAGGGAUACCAAGCUCAGGCAUAACACAUAAGAACUUGGGGAUCGCCACUGGGAGACUACACCGCAAAAUCUUCCGAGGAUGUUCUCCAACAUCGCACAACUCGUCCUCGGACUAAUAUCCGCUUCUUCCUUUGUAUUUGCGGCACCAACGACCCUCGGCCGUCGUGCUGUCAUCGCCCACGAUGCUGUCGUCGGAUUCCCACAAACUGUCCCUGCCGGAAUUGCAGGAACCCUAUAUCUAAAAUACAAACCAUACCUCGACGUCUUCAAUGGUUGCGUUCCCUUCCCUGCCGUCGAUGCCGCUGGAAACACAGGCGGUGGCCUCGCACCCACUGGCUCCUCCAACGGCGGCUGCUCCAGCAGCACUGGCCAGGUGUAUUCCCGCGCCGCGAGCUAUAAUGGCGCCUACGCGAUCAUGUACUCCUGGUACAUGCCCAAAGACUCGCCUUCUGACGGCCUGGGCCACCGUCACGACUGGGAAAACAUUGUCGUAUGGCUGACCUCGCAAUCUACAACCGCUACUGUACGUGGCGUCGCGAUAUCCGCGCACGGCGAAUACCAGAAAGUCACUGGGCAUUUUAGUGGGGCGAGGCCGUUGAUCGGGUAUAUUAGCUAUUGGCCGCUCGAUCAUCAGUUAAUUGAUACGGGGGAGAAGGGAGGUGAGCAGCCGCUGGUGGCGUGGGAGAGUUUGACGAGUGAGGCAAGGGCGGCGAUUGAGGGGACAGAUUUUGGGAGUGCCACGCCGAGUUUUAGGGACAGUAAUUUUCAAAGCUACCUCGCUGAUGCGUUCAUUUAG